Apis mellifera (honey bee) is the source of this 4599-nucleotide messenger RNA. It is a transcript of the gene Tnks, whose product is annotated as tankyrase. Gene Ontology annotation, molecular function: protein binding; NAD+ poly-ADP-ribosyltransferase activity. The coding region runs from base 524 to 4231 and encodes 1235 amino acids. Lineage: Eukaryota; Metazoa; Arthropoda; Insecta; Hymenoptera; Apidae. The transcript is spliced from 12 exons. The record is from RefSeq and is a predicted model, not a curated record.
CCAAUUACAUUUAAAAAGAGAUAAUAAUAAUAAUAGUUAUAUUACACAAUGUAAACGGCUACAGAUUAAUUGGAUGAAUGAAAUUUAACCAAUCACGUUUUUCUCAUGCUGCUUGUCAUAGUUUAUAUACAUCGAUUGGUUAUCUUUUUAUGCAACUGAUCUCUUAACAUUUAUUAUAUUACAUUUUGGAACAAGAUCACGCAAAUCUAUCUGAAAAAAGAAAUUUAUAAAAAUGGAUUGAUAUGUAAUUUUUACAUAAAUUGAGUAAAAAUAAAUAAUACUUGCAAUUCUUGAUUUGAUUCUUCUGUAUCUUUCAAAUAAGUAUAUAUAAUUAUUCUAAGUAGUUAAAAAUUGGGAUUGUCAUUAACUGAAUUGAAUUGAAAACCGAUUGAAAAAACAUGUAUAAGGCGGCGCCACUGGAUUGUACCAUAGCAACUCAUCUCGGUGUCGUCGUGAAAGCUUUCAACACUAUGAGUCAGUGAAGUGUAUCUGUCGGACAGUGGCGUGAAAAUGGCGGUGUAAAAUGGCAGGACGUAGAUCGACGUUGACAAAUGCCGAUUCCCUGUCGGGAUCUGGAAACACUGAUCCUUUGAGGGAAUUAUUUGAAGCAUGUAAAACUGGAGACCUUACGAGGGUGAAGGCGUUGGUUACACCGAAGACGGUCAAUGCUCGAGACACUGCCGGACGCAAGUCCACCCCCCUGCAUUUUGCAGCUGGUUAUGGUAGGAUAGAUGUAGUAGAAUUUCUGCUUUCUGCUGGAGCAUCUAUUCAAGCACGUGAUGAUGGAGGUUUACAUCCCUUACAUAAUGCUUGUUCUUUUGGACAUUCUGAUGUUGUAAGACUUCUCUUAGAAGCAGGAGCUAAUCCUAACACUAGAGAUAAUUGGAAUUAUACUCCUUUGCACGAAGCUGCAAUUAAAGGUAAAAUAGAUGUUUGUAUUGCUCUGCUACAACAUGGAGCAGAUGCUAAUAUAAGAAAUACAGAAGGAAAAACAGCAUUAGAAUUGGCAGAUCCUGCAACCAAACCAGUAUUAACAGGAGAAUAUAAAAAAGAUGAAUUGUUGGAAGCAGCAAGAUCUGGAAAUGAAGAACGCCUUUUACAACUUUUAAAUCCAUUGAAUGUAAAUUGUCAUGCAAGUGAUGGCAGAAGAUCUACUCCAUUGCAUUUAGCUGCUGGAUACAAUAGAUCUAGACUAGUGCAGAUUUUAUUACAAAAUGGUGCAGAUGUACAUGCAAAAGAUAAAGGAGGUCUUGUUCCACUUCACAAUGCUUGUUCAUAUGGUCACUUUGAAGUGACUGAAGCACUCCUUAAACACGGUGCAGCGGUUAAUGCCAGCGAUUUAUGGGCAUUUACUCCAUUACAUGAAGCUGCUAGCAAAUCCAGAGUCGAGGUGUGCUCAUUACUUUUAAGUGAGGGUGCCGAUCCGACUCAAUUAAACUGCCAUAGUAAAAGCGCCAUUGAUGUAGCCCCAACAUUGGAAUUACAAGAAAGAUUGGCAUACGAAUACAAGGGACACUGCCUCUUGGAUGCCUGCAGGCAGGCAGAUCUUACUAAAUUAAAAAAAUAUCUGUCCCCAGAAGUUGUAAACUUUAAACACCCAUAUACUAGGGAUACACCACUGCACUGUGCCGUUGCAUCUCCUUAUCCCAAGAGAAAACAAGUAAUAGAAUCUUUAAUUAGGAAAAAUGCUGCCUUAAAUGAGAAAAAUAAAGACUUUCUUACACCUCUUCAUGUUGCUACUGAUCAUUCUCAUUAUGAUGCAAUGGAUGUGCUACUUAGACAUAAUGCAAAAGUCAAUGCUUUAGAUGGAUUAGGGCAAACUGCACUACACAGGUGUGUUAGAGAAGACAAUGUGCAAGCUUGCAGAAUAUUGUUAUCAUACAAUGUUGAUCCAUCUAUAGUAUCACUUCAGGGCUAUACUGCAGCACAAGUAGCUGCAGAAAAUGUCCUUAAAAUAUUACAAGACCCACCAAGUGGGACAGACGAUGCGGAAGCACAGUUGUUAGAAGCAAGUAAAUCUGGUGAUUUAGCAGCAGUAGAAAGAAUUUUACGUACGAAUCCAUUGGCUGUUAAUUGUCGUGACUUAGAUGGUCGACACUCCACACCGCUGCAUUUUGCAGCGGGAUUUAAUAGAGUGCCCGUAGUCGAAUAUUUAUUAGCACAUGGAGCAGAUGUACACGCCAAAGAUAAAGGUGGACUUGUUCCUUUACACAAUGCCUGCUCUUAUGGUCAUUACGAAGUAACGGAAUUGUUAGUAAAACAUGGUGCAUCAGUGAAUGUUGCGGAUUUAUGGAAAUUUACUCCACUUCACGAAGCUGCUGCUAAAGGAAAAUAUGAAAUAGUUCGUUUAUUACUAAGACACGGAGCAGAUGCGACUAAAAAAAAUAGAGAUGGUGCAACACCUUUAGAUUUGGUAAGAGAUGGUGACCAAGAUGUAGCCGAUUUAUUACGAGGGAAUAGUGCACUUUUAGAUGCAGCAAAAAAAGGAAAUUUAGCGAGAGUGCAACGACUUGUUACACAAGAUAAUAUUAAUUGCAGAGAUGCACAAGGUCGUAAUAGUACUCCAUUACACUUAGCUGCGGGAUACAAUAAUUUGGAAGUAGCCGAAUUUUUGCUUGAACGUGGAGCAGACGUAAAUGCUCAAGAUAAAGGAGGAUUGAUUCCUUUGCAUAAUGCUUCGAGUUAUGGUCAUUUAGAUAUAGCUGCAUUACUUAUUAAAUAUAAUACUGUAGUAAACGCUACUGACAAAUGGGGCUUUACACCACUUCAUGAAGCAGCUCAGAAAGGCAGGACGCAGUUAUGUGCUCUUCUUUUGGCUCACGGUGCGGAUCCUUUUUCAAAAAACCAAGAAGGACAAACUCCUUUAGAUCUUGCUAGUGCUGAUGAUGUAAGAUGCUUAUUGCAAGAUGCUAUGGCUUCACAACAAGUAGUACCAUCGAUACCAUCUGGUAAUAAUGGCGUUGGAGUUGCCAUUAAUUUAAAUAAUAAUGGUAAUAAUACUAUUAAUAGUAGACCGCCCAGUAUCGUUGCGGGUAAAUAUGUUUCAAUGAUUAAAAUUAUAUUUUUAUAUUUACAUAUUUUAUAUUUUAUUAUUGAAAAUUGUUUAUUAUUAGUUCCAGUUACACCACCACCAUCACUUACUCAAGAAACUGUAAUUAUGCCUUCUGGUACAGCUAUGACUUUAUGCGUACCACUUGCAAGACCAUCUUCUUGUUUGAGUCCAAUGCCACCAUCAGAAAUAUGUUCUGAAAGGGAUUCCAAAGAUUCUAAAGAUAAUUCAAAUAUCACAACUGUGGCUGGUUUUCUUCAAAGUCUCAGUUUAGAACAUUUAUUAGAAUUAUUCGAACGUGAACAAAUUACAUUAGAUAUAUUAGCAGAGAUGGGUCACGAGGAUUUAAAACAAGUUGGAGUAUCUGCAUAUGGUUAUAGACACAAAUUAAUCAAAGGCAUGGAAAAACUUCUAAACACGACUGCUGGUACUCCUUGGCAACCGACUAUUACGCCAGGAACAUUGUUGGUAGACUUAUUAGCAGAGGAUAAAGAAUUUUUAGCUGUAGAAGAAGAAAUGCAAAGUACAAUUAGACAACAUAGAGAUAAUGGUCAUUCUGGUGGUAUAUUUUCUCGAUAUAAUAUAGUUAGGAUACAAAAAGUGCAAAAUCGUAAAUUAUGGGAACGUUAUGCGCAUAGAAGACAAGAAGUAGCUGAAGAAGUUGGUGCAGCAGCACCUUCUUCUCCAAGUACUGGAUCUAGAACUACUCCUGGAUCGAGUUUACCACAAGCAAAUGAGAGAAUGUUAUUUCAUGGUAGUCCAUUUAUUAAUGCCAUUGUUCAAAAGGGUUUCGAUGAACGACAUGCGUAUAUUGGCGGUAUGUUUGGCGCUGGAAUUUAUUUUGCUGAACAUAGUAGUAAAAGUAAUCAAUAUGUAUACGGAAUAUGUGGUGGUACUGGUUGUCCUGCUCAUAAAGAUCGAAGUUGUUAUAUUUGUCACAGACAUUUAUUACUUUGUCGUGUCACACUGGGAAAGUCAUUUCUGCAAUUCUCUGCAAUGAAAAUGGCUCAUGCACCACCCGGACAUCAUAGUGUAAUGGGUAGACCAUCUCAAGGUGGUUUAGCUUUCCCCGAAUAUGUUGUCUAUAGAGGUGAACAAGCAUAUCCCGAAUAUCUUAUUACAUACCAAAUAGCAAGACCUCAACAAGAAAAUGGUGGAAACGAAAGUGUCGAAGAACGGUGAUCAGAAGAGUCUAGCCCAGCGGCAAGAUUACGAAGUCUUUGUUGCUGCCAAAGACCUCGAACGUGUAACACUCUAUCUUGAAUCUGGUUAAAACAAAUUAUGAUUUCAUUUUGGAAUCAAUUCUUCCAUUUUUUAUCUUCUUUAAGUGAAAUAGAGAAAAUAAUUCGAAUGAAUCUAUAAUACAGUGAUAGGUGAAUUUCAAUGAUAUACGUGGACUAGUCAAUAAGUAAAUUAUUUCCCUUAAAAAAAAAAAAAAUAAAUUUAUUUAUUUAUUUAUUUAUUUUUAUGAGAAAAUAUUUAAAUUUAGUUUUCUUUCUUUAAAAAAUUCGCAUCCAAUUUCAUUUCGCGUUAAGAUGAUUUUCAUAUUA